AUGGCGGACGAAGUUUAUGACGGUGCCAUCGGCAUCGAUCUGGGUACCACCUACUCUUGCGUUGCCACCUACGAGGGUAACAAUGUCGAGAUCAUUGCCAACGAGCAGGGUUCCUUCACCACCCCCUCCUUCGUUUCCUUCACGGACAAGGAGCGUCUCAUUGGUGAGGCCGCCAAGAACAAUGCUGCCAUGAACCCCAUCAACACCGUCUUCGAUGCCAAGCGUCUGAUCGGCCGUCGCUUCGAUGACCCCACCGUCAAGAAGGAUAUCGAGUCUUGGCCCUUCAAGGUCAUUGACGAUGCUGGUAACCCCAAGAUUGAGGUUGAGUACCUCGGCGAGAAGAAGAGCUUCUCCGCCCAGGAGAUUUCCUCCAUGGUCCUCCUCAAGAUGAAGGAGAUUGCUGAGACCAAGCUCGGCAAGAAGGUUGAGAAGGCUGUCAUCACUGUCCCCGCCUACUUCAACGACAACCAGCGUCAGGCUACCAAGGAUGCUGGUGCCAUUGCUGGCCUCAACGUCCUCCGUAUCAUCAACGAGCCCACCGCUGCUGCUAUCGCCUAUGGUCUGGGUGCUGGUAAGACUGACAAGGAGCGCAACGUCCUGAUCUACGAUCUUGGUGGUGGUACUUUCGAUGUCUCCCUGCUCAACAUCCAGGGUGGUGUCUUCACCGUCAAGGCUACCGCUGGUGACACCCACUUGGGUGGCCAGGACUUUGACACCAACCUGUUGGACCACUGCAAGAAGGAGUUCACCCGCAAGAGCAAGAAGGACCCCAGCGGCGACCCCCGUGCUCUCCGAAGACUCCGCACUGCUUGCGAGCGUGCCAAGCGUACCCUCUCCAGCGGUGCCCAGGCCACCAUUGAGAUUGACUCUCUCUUCGAGGGUGAGGACUUCACCAUGACCAUCACCCGUGCUCGUUUCGAGGAGCUCAACGCCAAGGCCUUUUCUGGCACUCUCGAGCCUGUUGCCCAGGUCCUCAAGGAUGCCGCUAUCGAGAAGAGCGCCGUCGAGGAGAUUGUCCUGGUCGGUGGUUCUACCCGUAUCCCCAAGAUCCAGAAGCUUCUGUCCGAGUUCUUCGACGGCAAGAAGCUCGAGAAGAGCAUCAACCCCGAUGAGGCCGUUGCCUACGGUGCCGCCGUCCAGGCCGGUAUCCUCUCCGGAAAGGCCACCUCCGCCGAGACCGCCGACCUUCUCCUGCUCGACGUUGUUCCCCUGUCUCUGGGUGUUGCCAUGGAGGGUAACAUCUUCGCUCCCGUCGUUACCCGUGGACAAACAGUGCCUUGCCUACGAAAGCGUGUGCUGCAUCCUUGCGAUGUACAUCUUGAUGAGUACAAGCGUACAAGCGUACCUACUUCCACCAUGGUGGUGGCAACGGAGGAAGGAGCUCACCAUCUCGCUUUUUACGCCAAUGGCGUGAGCUCUCGACCGAGGUGCAAGCGCGCCUGCCAUCACCAUGGUGGUGGCAACGAAGGAAGGAGCUCACCAUCUCGCUUGUUACGCCAAUGGUGUGAGCUCUCGACCGAGGCGCAAGCGCGCCUGCCAUCACCAUGGUGA
Molecule: messenger RNA, 1551 nt
Organism: Trichoderma aggressivum f. europaeum
Lineage: Eukaryota; Fungi; Ascomycota; Sordariomycetes; Hypocreales; Hypocreaceae
Exons: 5
Coding region: 1-1551 (516 amino acids)
Cellular component (GO): cytosol; nucleus; cytoplasm
Molecular function (GO): ATP-dependent protein folding chaperone; ATP binding
Source: RefSeq, a predicted model, not a curated record